AUGAACUACAAGCACAUUGAAUAUGGUCUUUUCGCCUUUCUUUUCUUUCCCUUCUUCAGACACAGUGUUAUGCCUACGGACAUCAAAACAAAGCUGACAUAUCUCCAUUGGCAACCCACCUAUACCCAGACUCGACCAUAUCGAAUCGCCCAAUUCGGCCGCAAGAAGAAAAAUGACGAGCAGGCCCACAAUCUUGUCUUCCGCAAAGGAGACUUUGCUGAGACUAUUCACGAUAUUAGAGGUGUAAAUGAAGAUACAAAGUAUACCCUCGAGACAAACGGGUUUGUCUAUGCCAGGCAUCCCCCGCCAAUAUUCACACAACCCAAGGACUUCCUCGACCCAGACCAGGUUCGGAAUGUCUUUUUACCGGAGUGUGAAGCAAUCCUACGAAAGGAGAUUGAGGGCGUUGAGCGGGUUUUCAUUUUUGAUUGGAAAAUCAGGAAGAAGAAAAGUGCGAAAGAGCGAAGAACGAGGAAUCCGAAUUUGCUGAAAUUUGCUCGACAAGUCCAUGUCGACACUCUUCUUACUCGAGAUGAACUCAAGACCUCGUUGACAGAGCGCAUCCGCAAUCAUCUCCCGAAAGAAUCACAUCAUCUGCUGACUGGCCGAGUGCAAAUGAUAAACAUCUGGCGACCAAUAGGUGGACCAGUUGAAGACGACCCCAUUACUGUGUGCGAUGGACGAACCUUUGAUACAUCUAAGCUGGUUGAAACUGAUAUGAUCCGUGGCGAUUAUAAUGGUACUCUCAUGUACCCUUUAUAUGACCCUAGUCAUGCCUGUCGGUGGUACUAUAUGAGCAGACAGGAUGUCGAAGACGUGCUGUUGUUCAAGAGUUUUGACUCGAAAGAAGGUAGCGUCAAACAUGUCCCUCAUACAUCAUUUUCAAUGCCUGAUGUCCUGGAGGAUGCACCCUCGAGGAUUAGUGUCGAGAUCUCAAGCUAUGGAUAA
Penicillium longicatenatum is the source of this 948-nucleotide messenger RNA. RefSeq lists its product as uncharacterized. NCBI's taxonomy places the organism in Eukaryota, Fungi, Ascomycota, Eurotiomycetes, Eurotiales, Aspergillaceae. Bases 1 to 948 code for a protein of 315 amino acids. The transcript is spliced from 6 exons. Gene Ontology annotation, molecular function: oxidoreductase activity. The record is from RefSeq and is a predicted model, not a curated record.